GGGGUCCUACAAAUAGCUUCUCCUGCUCGCUGUCUGCUCCACUCUUCUCUCCUGCUCUUGCUUCUCUUGCAAACUUGAGCGUCUGCCAUCAUGCCCGAACCUGCCAAGUCGGCUCCGGCUCCGAAGAAGGGCUCCAAGAAAGCCGUUACGAAGGCCCAGAAGAAGGACGGCAAGAAGCGCAAGCGCAGCCGCAAGGAGAGCUACUCCAUCUACGUGUACAAGGUGCUGAAGCAGGUCCACCCGGACACGGGCAUCUCGUCCAAGGCCAUGGGCAUCAUGAACUCCUUCGUCAACGACAUCUUCGAGCGCAUCGCCGGCGAGGCUUCCCGUCUGGCGCACUACAACAAGCGCUCCACCAUCACUUCCAGGGAGAUCCAGACGGCCGUGCGCCUGCUGCUCCCCGGGGAGCUGGCCAAGCACGCCGUGUCGGAGGGCACCAAGGCCGUCACCAAGUACACCAGCUCCAAGUAACUUGGAGACGUGGAGUCCCGGGAUAUCUCGAUGUCCCCCAACACACAACGGCUCUUUUCAGAGCCACCCACUUCUCUCACUGAGAAAGAGCUGACGCCGCUAGUUGACUUGCUUUCUUUGGGGCUGCUGCCCCGGGGCGCCUCUUGU
Monodelphis domestica (gray short-tailed opossum) is the source of this 618-nucleotide messenger RNA. Its product is annotated as histone H2B type 2-E. Gene Ontology annotation, molecular function: DNA binding; structural constituent of chromatin; protein heterodimerization activity. Lineage: Eukaryota; Metazoa; Chordata; Mammalia; Didelphimorphia; Didelphidae. Gene Ontology annotation, cellular component: nucleosome. The record is from RefSeq and is a predicted model, not a curated record.